Messenger RNA from Penaeus vannamei (Pacific white shrimp), 1152 nucleotides. Lineage: Eukaryota; Metazoa; Arthropoda; Malacostraca; Decapoda; Penaeidae. The record is from RefSeq and is a predicted model, not a curated record.
UCUCGCACGACCUCCAGCACCUAGAGACCACGUUAUAUAAGAAGGUAAUCAGACAGCGGUCCGCUCAGUCGCGUCUUGGAGCCGGUGCAAGGAGGCGACUCGCCUGCGCAGGGGAGGGAAGGCCAUGGCAGACCGUGACCGCAUCGACGAUAUCCUUUCGGCGGUUGGGUAUGGCCGCUGGCAGAUACCCAUAUUAAUGGCUACCAUUGUAGCCAACACCAUUCCCCUGCACUACAUGGCCUCCUCGCUGCUGAAUGCCCCCAUGUCCUUCCGCUGCUUUGCGCCGGGGAGCUCCAACUCCUCCAAUUCGUCCUUCAGCGAGUUGGACAGCCUGGACAACGCCUGGUUCAACAACGAGUGCCUAGACCCUCAAGACAACGCCCACCUCGCAGACUCCGCCCACCUCGCCCACCUCGCCCACCCCGCCCUCAACCCCGUCGGGCCGCCCAACCGCCGUGCCACCGGGCUUCCCGCUUGCCCUGAGAUCGAGUAUGACUCCUCAGUCUACUCCCUUACUGUCAUCUCGGAGCAUGGGUCGCAAGAAGGCCAUGCAGAUCGGGUGUCUGCUGGGUCUGCCUUCGUGCCUGGCCGUGGCGUUUGUCCCGUGGUUCCCCGUCGUGCUGGCGCUGAGGUUCGCCAUGGGGAUCUCGGUGAGGAUGGUCAUGCUGUCCACCAUCAACCUCGGUUCGUGAAGGAGUCGCCCCGUUGGCUCGUGCAGAGCGGGAGCGGCAGGGAGGCGGCGGCAGAGCUGGCGGAGGCUGCCAGGAAGAACCGCGUCGAGCUCCCCUCCCACCUCGCGUCUUACCUAGAGAAGAUGAAGGAGGAUACCUGCGGGUUAUCCGGCGGCGAGAAAGAAAAGGUAGCGCUGAAGCAGCUCUUCGCCGCGUCCUUCAGCAGCUAUGGCGAAUACCUGCGCUCACCUGCUAUGCUGAUCAUCAUUUUCAUUACACCUCUGAUGUAUUUCCUUAUGUGUCUCCUCUACUAUGGAAUCAUCCUCAACGUUAACAAUUUUACGAGCACGAAUCCCUUCCAGUACAUAGCCAUGUUAAGCGUGUUUGAGAUCGUGUCGGUGCUGCUGGCACGCCCGUGAACCAGCUGGUCGGCCGCCGCCACGUGAUCGGGUCGACGCUGCUCCUCGCCGGGGCGCUCUUC